Molecule: messenger RNA, 1548 nt
Organism: Hyposmocoma kahamanoa
Lineage: Eukaryota; Metazoa; Arthropoda; Insecta; Lepidoptera; Cosmopterigidae
Exons: 9
Coding region: 19-1293 (424 amino acids)
Source: RefSeq, a predicted model, not a curated record
UCCCCACUAGUUGCCACGAUGACUUGGUGCCUAAGUAUAGUCUUAGGAUUUAUAUUAUUUGCAAUUGCUUAUGUAGUGAAAAUACAAGAUCCGCCUAAAAUUCUAGGCGUGUACGCGGUGCCUGGAAAAUGGUAUUACCUAAAAUAUAUUGCUUUCGGUGCUUUGUAUUACUUUAGAAAGUACUUCAACAAGAACCGCGUCGCAGAACGCAAUGGACGAGCCGGCCAUGGAGUGAAGGCCGUCGCUGACCCCGCCCUGAUGGACAGGCCACACCUGCUUAGCGACCACGCCAAGGCUUUUGAUGCAGUCUUCUUCAUAUCAGCCACGAAAAAUGACAACGAUAAGGGCAUUUACGUCGUCGCCGGCUGUGAGAGACGCCCCAUGGGCAUGUGCAACGCUCUGUUUUAUAUCGGGUUACCAGGCAAAGGAUUGCUCCUCAGCAAGAAAUUGCCAGACACAGUGAUAUUCGGCGCUGACGUGUUUGACUUCGGCGCUGAGGGUCUGAAGAUCACGCCGGUUGAACCCAUGAAAAAAUGGACCAUUGCUUACCAAGGACAGAUGAGAUUCCAAAACGAACCAGACAAACUGGUGGACGUUGACUUCAAGGGCGAGUGGUGUGCGACGACGUCUUACUUCGACUUCGACUGCGACUUGCAUGCGCCGGCAGUUAUCAGAUCCAUCGCUAGAGAGAAAUGGACCAAGCAGUACUUUAAGGCCCUAAAAACGGCACAUCAAUCACAUUACGAACAAUUCGGCGUACUGAAUUGCAAAUUCAAGAUCGGUGAAGAAUCCUAUGAGUACACUCUACCUUCAUUCCGAGACCAUAGCUAUGGCAACAUUCGUGACUGGAGUCUGAUGCACCGAUAUGCUUUUCAUCACAUCUUUCUGCAGAACGGCACUAGUAUUAGUGUGGGCGUCAUCUGCCAGCCUUGCACCGCUUCUGUCUUCGAAGUCGGUGAGAUUGCUCUGCCCAACGGAACCAUACUGCCGAUCAAGUGGGUCGACAUGAAGCUGUACCAGCACGGUGAAGGCGGUGUAGCACCCAAAGACUAUGCCUUCAACUUCAAAGCAGAAGAUGAAGUUUACACAGUUCAGGUUUUCGUGGAAUACGAAGCAAUCCACUACGUCUCGAAGGACUGGGAGGCUCGCAUGGUGGAGAGGUUCUGCAAAUUUAUUGUGAACGGAAUACCAGGCCGGGGAGUCUCCGAGUUCCACUACCGGUAUACAGAUGGCCGACCGGAAUCCGUCGCUGUGAAUGACCCGGAGUGGUAUAAGAGGAUGUGUCAUACAUAGAAGACUAUUUAUAUUAUCGGUCGACCAGAAACUUCCAGAAUAACAUCGAAAUUCGAGUUUCAAGUUUACUCGAGAAAGGGUCAAACGUCUUUUUAUUACAUAAUUAUAAAACACGUUUAUAAACUCAAAGUAUGUGUAGUAAUUUUGUUAUUCUUUUGUUUAAUUUUCGAUUCUAAAUGUUUUUUUUUUUAUUUUUUACAACAUCAAAUGACGGGACGAACAAGUCGUGCGCCUGAUGGUAAGCUACACGCCUGU